AAGAAGCGAAGCGAUGAUGAUGAUGAGAGGACUGGUAACACUCUCAAGAGUAAAGCUCGAGCUUGUGAGAUCAAUGUCUGCAACAUCCGUACCAUCAAUGGCGGACUUUCUCACUAAAAAACCUUACUCUCCUCCUUCCUGGGCUUCUCAUCUUCUUCCGAUUCCUUCCCACACCUUCUCCCUCGCUCACCUUCCUACUCCGAUCCAUCGAUGGAAUCUUCCUGGUCUUCCUCAUGGCACUGAACUCUGGAUCAAGCGAGAUGAUUACACCGGCAUGGAAUUGAGUGGAAACAAAGUCCGAAAACUCGAGUUUUUAAUGGCUGAAGCUGUUAAUCAACUCGCCGAUACUGUAAUCACCAUCGGUGGUAUUCAGAGCAAUCAUUGCCGUGCUACAGCCACCGCAUCUAACUAUCUUAAUCUCAAUUCUCAUCUUAUUCUCCGUACUUCCAAGCUUCUUGCUGAUGAUGAUCCUGGAUUGGUUGGGAAUUUACUGGUCGAGCGUCUCGUUGGAGCUAAUGUUCAUCUCAUCUCUAAGGAAGAGUAUUCCUCCAUUGGGAGUGAGGCUCUUACUAAUGCUCUUAAAGAGAAACUGGAAAAGGAAGGCAAAAAACCGUAUGUUAUUCCGGUUGGUGGAUCUAACUCUUUGGGAACUUGGGGUUAUAUCGAAGCAGCAAGGGAAAUUGAGGAGCAGCUGAAAAGCAGAUCUGAGGGCCUGAAGUUUGAUGAUAUUGUGGUAGCAUGUGGCAGUGGUGGUACAAUUGCUGGUAUUUCAUUGGGGUCUUGGUUGGGAGCUCUAAAGGCCAAGGUUCAUGCUUUCUCGGUUUGCGAUGAUCCUGAUUACUUCUAUGACUUUGUCCAAGGCCUUCUUGAUGGACUUCAGGCUGGUGUUAAUUCUCGUGAUAUUGUUAGCAUCCACAAUGCCAAAGGAAAAGGAUAUGCCAUGAACACGUCAGAGGAGCUCAAGUUUUUAAAGGAAGUAGCAAGUUCAACUGGUGUUAUUCUUGAUCCUGUUUACAGUGGGAAAGCUGUGUAUGGUAUGAUAAAUGAGAUGACCAAGGAUCCCAAAAAUUGGGAGGGAAGGAAGAUAUUGUUCAUACACACCGGUGGGCUUCUCGGGUUGUAUGAUAAGGUUGAUCAAAUGGCUUCUCUGAUGGGUAAUUGGUGCCGGAUGGAUGUUUCAGAAUCCGUACCAAGGAAAGACGGUGUUGGAAAAAUGUUCUAACAAAACAAAAUCUGAUAUGUAAUAAUCCUAUGAAGAUGAUACAACAGAUUGAACAAAUUUGUGCAUUUCGCAGUGAAUAUAAACUCAUUUCUGUAUUCUGUUAUGAUGUAGUAUGUUUGAUGGCUUGGAGGAUUACGAAAAAAUAAAUUUGGUGUGGUCUCUUUCUAUA
Capsella rubella is the source of this 1391-nucleotide messenger RNA. Its product is annotated as bifunctional D-cysteine desulfhydrase/1-aminocyclopropane-1-carboxylate deaminase, mitochondrial. The record is from RefSeq and is a predicted model, not a curated record. Bases 14 to 1222 code for a protein of 402 amino acids. NCBI's taxonomy places the organism in Eukaryota, Viridiplantae, Streptophyta, Magnoliopsida, Brassicales, Brassicaceae. The transcript has 10 exons. Gene Ontology annotation, molecular function: D-cysteine desulfhydrase activity.